AUGCGUGGAGUGCAAAUUUUUUCGGGGACCUCGCACCCCGUCCUGGCCGACAUGAUCUGCGAGCGUCUGGGCACAGUUCCGGCGAAAGCAAAUCUCGGCAAGUUCGCCAACGGAGAGACCAGAGUAGACAUUGGCGUCUCCGUUCGGAACCAGGAUGUCUAUAUCGUUCAGAGUGGCAGUCCGAAGAUCAAUGACAGUGUGAUGGAGCUUCUGAUCAUGAUCUCUGCCUGCAGAGGCGGUUCCGCCAAGUCAAUCACAGCGGUCAUGCCGUAUGGUGCCUAUUUUGUCUGA
Monascus purpureus is the source of this 291-nucleotide messenger RNA. The record is from the annotation of a GenBank genome assembly. Lineage: Eukaryota; Fungi; Ascomycota; Eurotiomycetes; Eurotiales; Aspergillaceae.